CCCGAGCGCGCGCGCGCCCGCGGGAGGCGGCCUCGCGGCCGGGGGAUGCGGCGGCGGACGCCGGAGCGGCGGCAGCCUCGGUCCGCAGCCGAGGAGCGGCCGGGGCGCCGGGCGCGCGGGGAGAGGCGGCGGGGGGCGGGCCGGGGGAGGGUCGGCGGGCGGGGCGGGCGGCUCCCCGCGCGCCUCCCCACGCGCCUCCCCGCCGGCCGUCGCCUCGCCGCCCGACGCCAUGGAUGAGUUCCACCCGUUCAUCGAGGCGCUGCUGCCGCACGUGCGCGCCUUCGCCUACACAUGGUUCAACCUGCAGGCGCGCAAGCGCAAGUACUUCAAGAAGCACGAGAAGCGCAUGUCCAAGGACGAGGAGCGCGCGGUGAAGGACGAGCUGCUGGGCGAGAAGGCCGAGGUGAAGCAGAAGUGGGCCUCGCGGCUGCUGGCCAAGCUGCGCAAGGACAUCCGGCCCGAGUGCCGCGAGGACUUCGUGCUGGCCGUGACCGGCAAGAAGGCCCCGGGCUGCGUGCUGUCCAACCCUGACCAGAAGGGCAAGAUGAGGCGCAUCGACUGCCUGCGCCAGGCCGACAAGGUGUGGCGCCUGGACCUGGUCAUGGUCAUCCUGUUCAAGGGCAUCCCGCUGGAGAGCACGGACGGCGAGCGGCUGGUGAAGGCGGCCGCCUGCGCGCACCCCGUCCUGUGUGUGCAGCCCCACCACAUCGGCGUGGCCGUCAAGGAGCUGGACCUCUACCUGGCUUACUUCGUGCGCGAGCGCGAUGCAGAGCAGAGUAGCAGCCCCCGGACGGGAGUGGGCUCUGACCAGGAGGACAGUAAACCCAUCACGCUGGACACCACCGACUUCCAGGAGAGCUUCGUCACGUCGGGCGUGUUCAGCGUCACGGAGCUGAUCCAGGUGUCCCGGACACCUGUGGUAAGCGGAACCGGACCCAACUUCUCCCUGGGCGAGCUGCAGGGCCACCUGGCCUACGACCUGAACCCGGCCAGCGCAGGCAUGAGAAGGACGCUACCCAGCACCUCCUCCAGCGGGAGCAAGCGGCAUAAGUCGGGCUCGAUGGAGGACGACGUGGACACGAGCCCUGGCGGCGACUACUACACCUCGCCCAGCUCGCCCACAAGUAGCAGCCGCAACUGGACAGAGGACAUGGAAGGAGGCAUCUCGUCCCCCGUGAAGAAGACAGAGAUGGACAAAUCCCCGUUCAACAGCCCGUCCCCGCAGGACUCCCCCCGGCUCUCCAGCUUCACGCAGCACCACAGGCCCGUCAUCGCGGUGCACAGCGGGAUCACGCGGAGUCCUCACCCAUCCUCUGCCCUGCACUUCCCCGCCACAUCCAUCCUGCCGCAGACAGCCUCCACCUACUUCCCACACACGGCCAUCCGGUACCCGCCACAUCUCAACCCCCAGGACCCGCUCAAGGAUCUGGUGUCCCUGGCCUGCGACCCGGCCACCCAGCAGCCUGGACCGCCUGCUCUCCGCCCGGCACGUCCCCUGCAAACAGUCCCUCUGUGGGAUUAGGACGGAGGGAGCCUCUUGCAGGACAGUCCUGGUACCUGGGGUAGCCGCAGUCGCCUCCCACGCCUCCUUCAUCGUCGCUGGCGGAGUCCCGGGGGUGACGGCCCUAGCCUGCAUUUUUGUUGGAAAAUUAGAAGGAGUGAGAAGCCCCCCGCCGACUCCCAGCGCGACGGAAAAGACAGACACACAGGAGGAGCAAAGGACAAAAGACAAACAGGAAAAGAGAAAAAAAAACUUCCCAACUAAGACGACAACAGCUGGGCGCUGCGGGUCUCUGUGGCACCUGCUGCUGAUGGACGGCUGCCUGCAGCUCUUCUGCGCCCUGAGGACCCGCCAUCACCCACAGCCCAGGCUAGCCCAGCCUGGCACCCGCACCCAGCACCAACGGAUGGACGGAACGGACGGCGUGGGCCGCCCAGCCAGGCCGCCUCUCCCCAGACCCCUGCUGCCAGCCACCAGCGCGAGCUUCGGGGGCCUCCGCCGGCUGUCCCCAUCCCCACCGACUGUGUUUGCCAAAGACAGGAGACCGGAGGCGGUGCUGGCGAGGACUGCGCGCGCGGUGGGCGGAGGAGGCGCGCGGGAGCCGCCCGGCGCUGGCCCUGCUGGGGACACGCGCGCCCACACAGGUACUUUGGGACCCCCGGGAGGGUCCCGCGUCCAGCCUCCACCUCGGCCCUCCGGCCCCCCCUCUCCUUGCGGACCUCUUUGGAAGGACACAUCUCUCUAUGCAAUCUGCCCCCACCCCCACCCCCGGCAUGAGAGGCCACGCAGCUCCCGACCCUCCGGCCUCCGCUCGCACACGGAAAGUUAUCAGCACUUUGACAGAGGUGGGGGAGCCGGGGAACCCCACGCCGAGGCCCCUGGAGGCGGGAGGUGCCGGAUCUAAGUGCCUAACCCCUCCGCCCGCCCGCCGCCGCCCUCACCCCCGCGGACCCGCCCCUCAUCGCCGCGCGCCCGCCCUCUAGGUAGAGAGAUGGGACCCAGGGGGAGAACUGGGUGUCCCGAAAGCAGGCUGGGGCCGUGCGCUGUCCCCCUAACUUCUGCCAGUGCCUUACUUCCUGGAGACCCACCCUGGGGCGCCCCACUGCAGGGGGAUACCCCCUUUGCACUUUGACCCCCCUGACGAUGUGGGGCCCGGCACAGGGACCAAGAAGGCUGGUGGAAGUGCACUCGGACCUCAGGUGGGACGGCUCUGGGAGUGAUGGGGUGGCGGGGUGGCUAGGUCCCCCGUCUGCUAUGCGCACUUCACUGACCUAAAGAGAACACUAAGAUGGGGUGCAGGGGCCGUGCGCAGCCCCGGCUCCGCGGCCCCCAUCCUCACCCACCCAGGGCCCUGUCUAGAGUGGGUUGCCCCGGAAGGGGAUGUUGGGUGGGUUAGGGCCACCGAACCUACCAAACCAAGGCCCCUCCUCCUCGCCCACCCGUCUUGGCCCCGUCAUGCCCGGCACUGUCGUAUCCCCUCCCUGCGGAGGCCGCAAGCCAUUCCCCCUGCAGCCCGGGGCUAGGCCCCGCCCCCUGCUCUUCCCCAGCCUCUGAGGCCUGGAACCCCACCAUCUGUCCCUGUCCGUCCGUCCUCAGGGACCCUCCAGCUGGGGGGCCGUGGGGACAUCGCGGAGGCCACUGUCCAGGUGUGAGGCUGGGCUCUGGCCAGUGGGUGUGGACCUGGCCGGUCCCCUCUGACCCCCCAAGCCAGCCAGCCGGGUCCCCCAGGGGUCAGGACAACCAACCACUUACCUAACUGCAUGGUGCUUAAGGCCCUGCGCCCGAGAGCCCCCGCCCCCCCCACCCCCGGGCUGCUGUGUGCAUGACAGGCCCGCCCCCCCACCUGCCCACCCCCCCUACCGCCUCUACUAAAAAAAGAAAAAAAGAAAAAAAAAGGAUACACAAAAUAUAUAUAUAUAUAUAUAUAUCCUUACCAAAAAAAAAAAAAAUCCAUUCUUUCCGAAUUUGCACGAACUUUCCACCACGACAUGUGCCUUGCUCUCCGAGGACAAGUAUUAACUUCUAAAUCCCUGCGCACACAGACGCAUGCCCUGCACGCAUAGUUACAAACAGACAAGCAAUUACAUGAAAUAAAAAAUAAAAUCCAAAAAGGUGGUAUUUCUAUUUGUAAAAAGAAAAGAAAAAGAAAUUUAAAAGAUUUUUUUUUUUUUUUAUAAAAGAAAAAGAAAAGACAGAAGGCUGGGCGUGGUGGCGCGCGCCUGUGAUCCCAGCCCUUGGGAGGCUGAGGCAGGAGGAUUGCUGUUAGUUCCAGGUCCAGCCUGGCCUUACAGAGCGAGACGCUGCUUCAAGAAAUGAAAAAAAAAAAAGAAAAGAUAAAAAACAAAACCAAACCCAGAACAUAACAAAGGAAAACAACACUAUUAAGGAAGUCAAAGUACUGGUCAUGGCUUGUGACCCCGCACCCCUCAGCCCUGCCCCCACCCCCCGUCGGGGGACGGGACUCGCCUGGUGCUCAUUGCCUGCCACGCAGCCCCUAGAGUCCCCAGCCCCGGCCCCCCAGGGAGGGGCUCUCAGGCCUUCCCCGCCCCAGGGCCGGCCUGGGGGGUCGUCCCUCCCCAAGUGCUCUCCUCCGUCUUCCAGCCAACCCACGAAGCUGAAUAUAUGCAAUAUCCGUCCGUCUGUCUGUCUGGGUCGAGCUCAGCUGUGGGGAGGCCCGGCCGGGGCAGUGGGGACACAGCCGGCCGGUGUCAACGUCCGUGAUUUCAAUUUUCCUUUUUGGUUUUGUUGUUUGUGGUUGCCUUUGGAUUUUCGUUCUUUUUGUUUCUUUCUGUCUUCUGUUAACUCUGCUCUUAAACUUCACCAAAGCUAAAGACAAUAGCCAGGGGGGCAGACAGAAGUCCCAAGACAGGGCUCCAAGCCAUCCAUCCCCUGCCUCUUCCUGCCCCGGCCCUCCACACACACACACACUCAGCCCUCCGAGUGCUGGGCGCUGCCAGAGGCCUAGUGGGGGGCGUCCUCCAUCCCCCGGAAGUAGGGAGUCAGUGGGAUGGGGCAGCAGGUGAGGUGACACCAUCAGCACGGGGUGGGGCGGGCACAGUGGACAGGGCGUGCCCGGCGGCAGGUUGACAACAGCCAAUCAGAUCCCCUUCCCCGCCCCGAUUUCUCAGAAAUUCUCCAGUUCCCACCCGGAGACCCCACGCUGGCCCCGUCCGGUGAUGGAUGACCCGAAGCUGGAGAGGGCCGUUGGGAUUUCGGGGUUAAGUUCCUUUCUGUAUAGGAAACUAACAUUUUUUUCAAACCCACCUCCACUUCAGGCCAUCCCUUGCCCAUCCGUGACGGGCAUCACGCCCUGGCGAAGCCCCCCACGGCCUUGCCGCUCAGGGUCUAGCCUGUGACCCUGUUUUCCAGGUGGGGACUAGAUGAUGUCUGGGGCCCUGAGCUUGAUAACCAGGAACGCCCAGGGUGGUGGGAAUGACGCCAGGAGGUUGGGGUUCUCACCGCUCCCCAACAGAGACAGGGCCCGGGUCCCCCGGGGGGAGAACUGGCCGGUCAAGCUCACCCCACCGUCCAAAGACAAGGCACCUGAGGCCUCAGCAAUAUGUCCCGGCCUCGGGGGCAGUGUGGCCGGGGUUGAGCUGUACCCAUAUGUACAUAUACUCGUAUUUAGUUUGGAGUUAAUCCCUGCAGUGCUGAACACAGUAGCUUUCUCCCUCUAUCGGGAUCCUCCCUGGGUGGUCCUUUCUCUCCUGGGGUGCUGGGUUCGAGGCCCAGCCACUUACUCUCUACCAAGUGUUUUGAUAUCUUAGAGACAGGUUCUCCCCAGGUAGCCCAGGCCAGCAAUCCUCCCUCCCUCAGUUGCUCCGACGACAGGCGUGUGCCACCACUCCUGACUUCCCCAUCCCUGCCCUUACGAACUUGUCCAGCCUCAGACCCCACUUGGCAAUGGCUGUCCUCUCCCCUCCAUUCACUCGUCCAGCGCACUCAGCUUGGGCCGAGGAAGGAGGAAGCCCCACAGCGAUUGAUUCCCCAGGUCCUGUAGCCGGGGUACCAAACAGUCAUUUCCCGAUCAGUGCCUCACUCAUCUGAUGGUGCGGUUUGGGGGUCCUCCCCUGCCCCCUCAGUCCCCACACCUGCUCCCCUCGGAAGUGAGACAGGAACCGGCAGGUGCGCUGGGCGGGAGGAAGGGAUGCGCCCCCAAACCACCACCCCUCCUCCGGCGCCCUGCCUCACUACCCCAGCUUGGGGGACCCAGCUGGGUACGCUCAUAUCCCAGCCAGGCAGCCAUGUCCCCUCAAACCGAAGCCCCGUAAGUCUGAGGGUCCCAGAGUGAGCCCCCCGAGUUCCCGGGACAGGCACUGGGUGUGAGGGACUGGACAGGGUGCUCGUGGGUGGCAGGGGGUGCGUGGACGUUCCUCUUCAUCGAUCCUCACUCUCUCCUCUGGCCUCCCCUUGCUUUCUGGGUGUAAGGCUGGCCGUUUCAUUUUCCUGCCGAGAUCUUUUUGGGUUUUUACUUAGAGAUUUUUGUUUCCAUUCAGCCAUUUUGUAUUUUACUCUUGGGUUGAUGCACCUCUGACCUUCGGCUUUCCAUAGCUGCGCUUGCGCAGUCUGUGGCGCCCUCUGCCCCGCCCCCCCAAGCAGUGGGCUCUGGCUGGGGAGUGGAGGACAGCCCAGGCCCCCCGCUUCGUCACCGCCCGCGCCCACAGCAUACUCCACUCAUAACCUCAUAUAUUACAAAUUCAUUUUGGUUUCUGGUUUUUUGUUUUGUUUUGUGGACGCGCCUCAGCACCACUGCCUGCUGUUCCGUUUCUCCCUAUGCAAAAAAAAAAAAAAAAAAAAAAGGGAAGGGGGGGGUCCAUAAAA
Messenger RNA from Meriones unguiculatus (Mongolian gerbil), 6322 nucleotides. RefSeq names its product nuclear factor I C (gene Nfic). Gene Ontology annotation, cellular component: nucleus. Bases 230 to 1522 code for a protein of 430 amino acids. Gene Ontology annotation, biological process: regulation of transcription by RNA polymerase II. The record is from RefSeq and is a predicted model, not a curated record. NCBI's taxonomy places the organism in Eukaryota, Metazoa, Chordata, Mammalia, Rodentia, Muridae. Gene Ontology annotation, molecular function: RNA polymerase II cis-regulatory region sequence-specific DNA binding; DNA-binding transcription factor activity, RNA polymerase II-specific. The transcript is spliced from 10 exons.